This is a messenger RNA of Myxocyprinus asiaticus (Chinese sucker), 5723 nucleotides long. RefSeq names its product E3 ubiquitin-protein ligase TRIM8-like. The record is from RefSeq and is a predicted model, not a curated record. The transcript is spliced from 6 exons. Lineage: Eukaryota; Metazoa; Chordata; Actinopteri; Cypriniformes; Catostomidae. Bases 1866 to 3563 code for a protein of 565 amino acids.
UGGAGGGUUAUAUGUGAACUGUAUCCUGAGUUGCAAUCGUGUGCCUGCAUUCCUCUCAACUAGGAUUUGCUUGAAAGGAGAGAAAAAAGGAUCAUAAAUAAUAACACGCAGAUUGGAAUACAGCGCGGAAGCAGCGGUUUUCAAUAAGGACUGAUAUUUUAAAGGACGUGGUAUCGGUUGGUCGCUGAAUUGAUUGGAUAUUUUUCUUCACGGGAACCAUCUGUAAAAAACGGCAUACAAAUGAGAUGAAAAGUAAACAGAUACGUCGCUUAUAAUUCGCAUUAAACAGGAAAACAAGAUGGCUGAUGAGCGAUAACAAGAUCUAAACGAUAUCGUCUCCUUUAAGAGCAAGAAAGGCACCUGGCUUUAAAACAUGAAUAUUUUAGGCGAGUUAGCUUCAUCAAAAUAAAAUGCAUGACAUUAGGUACUAAAAAUGAACGCAACCCAUCUCUGCUAAGUGCGGCCAGGUAAACAUCAGGCGAAACAUGGAGAAGGAGAGCAUUUUGGAUCAUUCUUUAAUGUUUAACCAACACAGAUAGCGAGAAAAUAGCUUUUAAGUAUGAUGAAAAAACAUUUGGUCUUUGUGUUAUAAUGCUUCAAGAGCGCAUGCAUUGUAUGUUUAUUCAUAGUCGUGUCACGCCAAUAGGUAAAUUGUGCUUCUUUACUGGUGUAAGGAAAAUAAAUUCUUCUGAUACAGUGUUAUAAGAGCAACACAGAACAGCGGCUCAGGUCUACUUUAAUAUUGCACCGUACCGUGUGUAAUAUUUAAUUCCAGCAGGUCAAAUGUCAUGUGCCCUGGGCACAGAUCAAAUACGUGAUCGGCUUCUUUAGUAAAUGACUAUAGCUGCUUUGCCUCACUGCUUGAGAAAGGACAUUUCCCUUGCUUGAAGAACUUUCAAGUGUGAAUCGCAGCGUCACCCUCCCUUUUUCCUGUUUAAAACUUGGUAAAUGACGACAACAUGCUUCGGUUGAUAUGCAUGUUCAUUUGGACUGAACUGCUCUUAUCUUAAUUACGUGUAAUGUCAUGAUGGUUUUUAGCUGUUAGAAGACUAUGCAGUAGCCUUUAACCUGUUGUUAAAUUACCUUACAGGGAGACAUCUGUCAUUAAAAUAUAUUUAACGUGUGAUCCAAACGUUAACGUUAUUUUUCAUAUUAGGACCUUUAUAAAAUAGUGAAGUCAUUCACGUUAAACGACUUCUUUAACGACUCUCAUUAAAUUAUCAAUGGUGUUAUCAGUAGCUGGUGCUUUAGGGGCAGUUCAGACUGAAUGCCUUGUUCCGUUUAAAAACAACAACUAGAAUUAAACGAAUAUAAGAGGACACCGGUGUCUCGAGACGCGUUUUUAAAAGCUGACGUUCUUUUGAACUUGAUUCGGCGUCGAAAAUCCGCGACACGACGGCCAAAGACGUCCGUCUAGCGCAUGUUUACAUAGAAAAACCAUUGAAAAACUGAACAAAAACUUGAUCGAUGAAAACGGUCCAUUAGAUUAUUUUUUUUUUUUUUACUUGAUAAACACGUUUCGUCAACAGUAGGACCGAGUUAACGGGUUCUCUCCUUAUAAAACAUACCAGAACUGCAGUAACACAUACGCAGUUGUAUUGCGAAGCUAGAUUCCCCUUUUCUCACGCAGGGCUGCGGUAUUUGAUAGCUGUCAACUUUGCCAGGAGUAGAGGCGAUCCCUUGGUAUGUUUGGGGCUCAUUAACAGCUGUUUUUGGGACUUCUAUGAUUGUAUUGUCCUUGACAACUGAUCUAACACUUGGAUAUAUAUGAAGGAGUCACAAGAAUGAUUGAAAUGUCAUUAGGUCUGUGCUAGAACUUGACGUUUGCCUUCCACGAGCUCCAAAGCUGAUCAACUCUAAACGGGAUGUCAGAUCAACUGGUUGAGAUGGCGGAGAACUGGCGAAACUGUUUUGAGGAGGAACUCAUUUGUCCUAUAUGUUUGCAUGUAUUCGUGGAGCCCGUGCAGCUGCCAUGCAAACACAACUUCUGCCGAGAAUGCAUCAGUGAGGCCUGGGCGAAGGAAGCGGCCAAUGUGCGCUGUCCAGAGUGCAACCACGCAUACAACCAGAAACCAAAUCUCGAGAAAAACAUCAAGCUGAACAACAUCGUAGAGAAGUUUAACGCGCUGAACGUCGAGAAAGCUCCAGCCAUACUGCAUUGCAUUCUGUGUAGGCGAGGACCUCCUCUUCAAGCACAGAAAGUGUGUCUUCGGUGUAAUGCACCCUGUUGCCAGUCUCAUGUUCAGACACAUCUUCAGCAAGCCUGUCCGGCUGCUGGUCAUUUAUUAGUGGCAUCUGAGGAGGUCAGGGCGUGGAGCUGUCCACACCAUGAUGAAUACAGACUAUAUCAUUGUGAUGUGGAACAGGUAGCUGUCUGCCAAUAUUGUUACUUCUCCAGAUGUGCACCCAACCAUGGCCAUGCAGUUUGUGAUGUGGAAGUACGACGCAAUGAGAUCAGGCAUAUGUUGAUAAAGCAGCAGGACCGUAUUGAUGACCGGGUAAAAGACAUUGAGGAGCAGCUGUAUAAGUUGGAAUCUGACAAACUACUGGUAGAGGAUAAAGUACGGCAGCUGAAGGAGGAGGUGCGUGCGCAGUAUCACAAAAUGCACCAGCUCAUAGAAGAUGACCUGGGGAGAACUCUGGAAGUGCUGGAUAAAGCACACUCAAAAUACUGCCAGGAGAAUUCUACCCAAACCCUACAGCUCAAUGAACGCCGCCAGGAGGCCAAGAAACUGCUCAGCUCUGUCCAAGUUGUGUUUGACAAGGCAGAGAAUAUUAAUAUUAUGAAGAACACAAAACCAGUGAAAAUACUCAUGGAUAGAUCCCAAUCAUGCACAGGCAGCGUUUUGCCUCCUUAUAAAGUGGGUCAUCUUAAUUCCAAAAUAUUCCUCUCUGAAGUUUCCAAAAAGGAAAAGAACUUGAAAAAAUUACUGGAAGCACCAUUCAGUACUCCUGCACACUUACUCCAGAGCGUUUCUGUCCACCCCUCCAGUGUGAAUAACUCUGGGGGUGAGAAACGCAAACACUCCAUGGCCUUCCCUGAAAGCAGCACCAGCCUGCUGGACUCCUCUUCAGGCCCCAUGAGUAAACAGCUGUUCCUGGGUCAAGGCUCCAGCUCCACAGAUGGGCCCUCCUCCCAGCCACCCAUGGCUCCUUGUAGCUCCACCCAGCACAUUGUAGGCCUCAGUAGCAGUGGUGCUCAGUCGGUCCAUCAUUCCAACUCUGUUUUUACUCCUGCCGACUAUCCCAAUGCUAGCUCGUCCCAGCAGGCCAUGCUGCCGCAAUACGGUGGCCGUAAGAUUCUUAUGUGCACGAUGGACAAUUGCUACUGCUCUAGCGUACCCUCCAUAUCAAACCAUCGUGGCCAUGCUCCUUACCCACGUGCUAGAUCUUUCCCUUGGACACAGGAUUACUCCCACUCCCUGCCCUCCACACCCGCAAUGUCCCAGCCCCUUCAGGGGCUCUCCAUGCACGACUGGAUCGACGCCUCACAGAGCCACAGGCACCCUGACUUCUAUGGAUUGUAUGGGCAAUCUUCAACUAAACCCUAUGUCACCAGUUAACCUUCCACCGCUGUCUGAUGGGCAUAUCUGGUUUAUCUCAAAUAUUGCUUAAAAUGUUAGCUUGCAUAUCUAGGAAGGAAAUGGUGAGUUAAAGGAAUAGUUUCCCCAAAAAUGAAAAUUGUGUCAACAUUUUUUCACUGUCAUGUCAUUCCAAACUUGUAUGACCUCCUGCAUUCUGCGGAACACAAAAGGAGAUAUUUUACAAGCUGUUCUGUUUGCUGAUUUCAAUGCAAUGGCAGUGAAUAAUGACUCACUUUAAAAAAAUGGACACAAAAGCAGUCCAUAUGACUCACAAAAGGGGUUGUUAGGCUCAGUCACCAUUCACUUUAAUUGUAUGGCAUAAAGAUGCAAUGAAAGUGAAUGGUGUCUGAGGCUAGCAAUCUGCCCAACAACCCCUUUUGUGUUCCAUGGACAAAAGAUGAAAGUCGUACAGGUUUGGAAGAACUUGAGUAAAUGAUGAAAGAGAUUUUUAUUUUUGGGUGAACUAUCCCUUUAACUCAAUUUCUUUUUGCAUUCUAAUUUGCCUGUGGCUUAAAAUCAGGCUUAUUAACAUCACAGUUGAAAGGAAAAGUAUGGCACUUUGUCUCCUUUUUAAUCAUGCAAUGCAAGCUUUAUGGCUCUGAAACACAGAUCUCUUCCAACUUAAGCAUUACAAACCUGUCUAUCCCUGUGUAAAGCAAGUUUAGGUAAUCUUUCUUUGAGAAACAUGGAGGCGGGACCCAGCAGAGUUUUUAAAAUUACAAACAGAUUUUAAAUAAUUGCAGAGGGUGCUGACCCAGAGCAGAUAAUGAUCGCUUGUAAAUGGAGUCAGUUUUAACUUCUUUCACUCCCCCUCUUCCUGCCUUUAGGGUAUCUGGAAUCUGGUUCAGUUUUAUCAUGUGGUAAAGAAUCCUUUUACAUUGCUAUUAAACUUCUUAAAGUUUUAUUAGUUGUAGACAGGGAUUAUAAUUAUUAAAAAGAGCGGUGUUUUUUGUUUUGUUUUUUUCUCCCCAAUUUGGAAUGCCCAAUUCCCAAUGCACUUUAAUACUCGUGGCGGCGUAGUGACUCACCUCAAUCUGGGUGGUGGAGGACGAAUCUCAGUUGCCUCUGCGUCUAAGACCGUCAAUCCACGCAUCUUAUCAUGUGGCUUGUUGAGCGUGUUACCGCGGAGACAGCGCGUAUGGAGGCUUCAUGCUAUUCUCUGCGGCAUCCACGCACAACUCGCCAUGCGCCCCACUGAGAGCGAGAACCACACAUUAUAGCGACCACGAGGAGGUUACCCCAUGUGACUCUACCCUCCCUAGCAACCGGGCCAAUUUGGUUGCUUAGGAGACCUGGCUGGAGUCACGAGUGAUGGGUUUUAACAUAUUUUACCUCUGCUGCACCUUGAGUUUUUGGCUAAGGAACUGCACCACAUUGACUGGGGACUCAGAUUAGGGAUUGAUGUGUUACUUACAUUCCUCAGAGGCCAGAGGAUCUUGUUUUUUUCUGUUAUGUUUACAAUUAUGUAUUUUUUUUUAUUAUUAUUCACAGUAGGUUGGACAAGAUCAAUACAUAAACUCAAUACAGGUUCAAGUCCUUUUGGGGGGUCUUCAGAGAUCUCUUAAGGGGUUCCAUUGACUUUCAUGGGCUCUAAUAGACUGCUCUGAAAAUGUCCAGCUAUUGCAUUUGAAAUACUUCUGGAUUCUGCUUCCUGUCAGGUUAUGUUACUUCCUGCAUUCAAGCACAUGUUAAGGAUGUUCAGGAUGAUUGGUGUCUACACACCUGUCAGUCAUAUAAUUGUGUAGAUAUACUUCCUGUUUGAGUCAGUGACCGAGAGGCCCAAAGGACUUCGUGGUCACUGCGCAACACUGAUUGUCAUGAACAUGCUGAAAAUCUUUCAACUUCCUCUUUGUUAUUGUAGGCAUGCAGGAAAGUCUUUCUGUGCACUCAGAACUCCAAGAGACUAAACUGAGUGAGUGUAAUGAAUGGACAUUUUUUUUCCCACAGAUUUUAUACAAGGAAACCGAACUGGACUGCAUACAUUUGGAAAUCAAGAUAAAUGUGCUUCAAAAAGAGUAUUAAAUGCUGGUUUCAACAGAAGUGUAUACAAUCUCUUUUGUAAAUAUUUUUUUGCAACAGACAUGAUGACUCUGCUUUAAAAUUCAUUUUAAAAUGCCUUGAAAUAAACAGCAAAAUGUA